AUGUACACCUCGCCGCUCGCGCUCCUGCAGGUGUUCUUCCUGCUGAACCCCGAGGGCGCGCGUCCUCAGCCUUCUUCCUCCCCGUCAGGGCCAGCGCCCACCCCCUCGGAGCCGGGGUCGCAGGGCGGGACCCUUCAGACCUCUUCGGAGGGGACUGACACCCCGCGGGCCGUGCCUGGGACCUCUUCGGUGUUCCCUACUCUAGGGACCCCUUCAGCGCCUGAAAAUGGGGCCGUGGACCUCCUCCCAGUCUUACCGAUCUGCGUCUGUGACCUGACUCCUGGCACCUGCGAUAUCAAUUGCUGCUGCGACAGAGACUGCUCUCUUCUCCAGCCGAGAUCAGUUUUCUCCUUCUGCCUCCCGGGAAGCGUGAGGUCUUCGAGUUGGGUUUGUGUGGACAACUCCCUUAUCUUCAGAAGUAAUUCCCCAUUUCCUUCGAGAGUUGUCAUGGAUCCAAAUGGAAUUAAGCAGUUUUGUGUCCAUGUGAACAACUCAAAAUUAAACUAUUUCCAGAAGCCCCAAACAGUCAAUGCAUCCAACUUCCAGACCCCAGCUACAGAGUUUGGAGGCCAACCAUUCGAUUCAAUAUUACAAACGCAGUCGCCACCAUCUUUUUACAGGGCCGGGGACCCCAUUUUGACUUACUUCUCCAAGUGGUCUGCGCUGAGCUGGCUGAGGCAGCCUGCGGGAGUUGGAGCUGGGGGACUCUGUGUCGAGAGCAAUCCUGCCGGUUUCUUGGAGAGUAAAAGUACAACCUGUGUCCGUUUCUUCAAGAACCUGGCAGACAGCUGCGCCUCGGACCCAGCCCUCAAUGCUGUCUCGUACUACAACUUCACAGUCUUGAAGGUGCCAAGAGGUAUGACUGAUCUGCAGAAUAUGAAGUUCCAGGUUCCUGUAACACCUGUCUCCCAGGCUGCUUCUCCUCUGCUGGCUGGAAACACUUGUCAGAAUGCUGUUUCCCAGGUCAUCUAUGAGAUAGAGACCAAUGGGACUUUUGGGAUCCAGAAGGUCUCUGCCAGCUUUGGACAAACCAACCUGACUGUUGAGCCAGGCACUUCCUUACAGCAGCAGUUCAUCAUUCGCUUCAGGGCCUUUCAGAGCACAGCCACUUCCCCUCCUGGUCCUCGGAGUGGGAAUCCUGGCUAUGUUGUCGGGAAGCCACUCUUGGCUCUAACUGGUGACAUAAGUCACUCUGUGACCCUCUUGCAGAGCCAGGGUGAUGGAACUUGCUCUGUCAGGAGACACAAAGUACAAUUUGGGGUGAAUGCAAUGUCUGGAUGCAAACUCAGGCUGAAAAAUGUGGAUUGCAGCCACUUGCAACAAGAGAUGUACCAGACUCUUCACGGAAGGCCCAGACCAGAGCAUGUUGCCAUCUUUGGUAAUGCUGACCCCACUCAGAAGGCAGAGUGGACCCGGAUCCUCAUCGGGAACUGCAAUGUUUCGGCUACACACUGCACUUCUUGCUGUGUCGUACCAGUGUCCCUGCAGACCCAGGUAUUAUGGGCAUAUGUAGGCCUCCAGUCCAACCCACAAGCUCAUGUGUCAGGAGCACGAUUCCUGUACCAGUGUCAGUCCAUAAAGGAUUCCCAGGUAACAGAAAUGUCUUUGACAACUACUGUGACCUUUGUGGACAUUACCCAGAAGCCAGAGCCUCCUCGGGGCCAACCCAGAACCGACUGGAAAUUGCCAUUCGACUUCUUCUUUCCUUUCAAAGUCGCCUUCAGCAAAGGAGCAGACUCUCAGAAAGGCUCAGUCUCUCCCGUCCUUAUUCUGUGUCUUUUACUCCUUGGAGUUCUCUUAACUUAG
Molecule: messenger RNA, 1806 nt
Organism: Pipistrellus nathusii (Nathusius's pipistrelle)
Lineage: Eukaryota; Metazoa; Chordata; Mammalia; Chiroptera; Vespertilionidae
Source: the annotation of a GenBank genome assembly